AUGCUCACCCCCUCGUCGGGCCACUGCUUGCAGAAGGUCGCAUACGUCCUCCGCUCCAUGUACGGCUUCUGCACCAAGAUGAGCGACCUGAGCGGUGGGAACCCCCGCUCGCGCAGGAGGGCGUGCGUGAAGCGGACGUUCUCACCCGUGUUGGUCGAGGCCGGCUCGACGAGGAUGGCUGACUCCGGGACGCCGCGCUGGCGGGCGAGGCGGGCGAAGAUGACCGCCUCCGGUUCGUCGAAACGGCUGGCCGUGAGGGCGCCGGAGCCACCAGAGAUGAUGAGCAGGGGGGCGAGGCCGGCAAGGAAGAGAUCCGCGGCGCGGAUGGCGACGCGGGUGUCGAGGCUGCAGAGGCAGAAGAUGGCGUCGGCGGCCGUGGGGGUGUGGGAGAGGCGGUGGUAG
Clonostachys byssicola is the source of this 402-nucleotide messenger RNA. The record is from the annotation of a GenBank genome assembly. NCBI's taxonomy places the organism in Eukaryota, Fungi, Ascomycota, Sordariomycetes, Hypocreales, Bionectriaceae.